AACUAUAUGAGAACAUUUGUUCAUCGGGGAACAGGCGCAGAACACACAGUGCUCAUGCCUCAUUAUCAUAGAUGAGGUGUAAGAUGAAGAUAUUUGGAGUGGUAUUGUUAUUAUUUAAUCAUAUUUUGUCGGGCACAAGUCAAGAAUCCUUUGAAGUUCAGCAUAUCGAGGACUGUCAUUUGACACAGUUUUUCAGCACCACUACCUACCAAUGUACGGAAUGCGGCAAGUUUCAAGUUCAUUCAAAAGAUGGACUUGAGUGUGUCUGUGAGCCUGGCUACUGGCAGACAUACGAGUCAGUCUCUGGCCAACUGUCAUGUGUUGGUUGCCCUCCUGAGCAUGUCACCUCCAAAGAUGGCCUGGACUGCAUUCGUUGUGAGUCCCCGCUGGCCUAUGAUGCCACCACCAAGACCUGCACACCAUGCCCAAAUGGCACAGUGCAAGUGGAGCUGACGCCCAACGGGACGCGGCGCGCGCGCGGCUGCCUGCGCUGCGGCGCCGAGGCGGAGCCGGCCGCCGACGGUUCCGCUCAGUGCCACCGGUGCGACCGCUCGCUGCUGGCGGCGUCCGGCUCGUGCCGCUGUCCGGACUCGCACCUGCUGCUGUCGGGCGUCUGCCUGAGCUCCUCCCAGCUCAACCAGGUGCCCGCUGAGGCCUCCAUGUACACCAUCGACUUCGAGGACGGCACGACCAUCGACUCUGCGUUUUUCCGCCGCCACAGUCGCGCCGCCGCCUUCCUCUGUCGAUUCCGUCACAACAUAUCGGCGUGCCACCUGCUGGCCAACCUCUGCGCGAUCACCAUGUACUCGGAGCGGUCGGCGGCGGCGCCGUGCGGCCAGCUGCGCCAGCUGGCCUCGGGUCGCCAGCGACCGCCGGCUCCACACCUGCCCUGGCUGUUCUAUGAGGAGGACGAGGCGCCGACGGUGCUGAGCCGCAGCCGCAUCUCCCAGGAGUACACCGUGCAGCGAGACCUACAGAGCUCGUACCUGAACCUGACGGUGGCGCGGUUCAGCGCCGACGGUCGACUGCUGGGCCGGACACCGCUGGACUCUGUCCGCUCCAGCGUCUGUCCGCAGCUGUCGGCGGCUCUGCGCAGCGCCACCAGGUUCGGCUCUCGGUUCGAGCACACCUGUACACUGAGCGGCCGUGACCUUCUGGAAGCAGGUCCGCCCGAGUUCUUCGAGCUCUACCUGCAGUACCACGCCGACGAGGUAGAAUGGCUGUACGCCAUCCCCGUGCGCGUGCUCAACUACCGCAGAAACGGACGGUAUGUCAACCAGGCCGAGGACCGCCACCGCUGGCAGCUGGUGCACCGGUUCUUCCUGGUGGACGCUGUGUCUUCAGUACCGUCGGCGGGAACUGGCGAGCAGCCCGGGCCGCAGCUGGUCCAGUACGUGCGCGACGUUCACCUCCAGGUGGAGAUGCGCUCGGAGGCCGGCCGGCCCGGUCGGAUCGCCCCGCCGCUGCUCACCCUCGGCUACGGCCUGGUACCGGCGGAGCGGGCGGCCGCCGGCGGCCUCCCCGUCCGGGUGCGCGUCAGCUACAGCGUGGACAUGUCGGAUGCACGGGAGCAGAUCGAGGUUGCCGUCGGUGUGAUGAGCGCCUUCGCCGUCGUCUGGGCCAUCUUCCGUACCUGGGCCUGGAGCAGCCGGAACGGAAAGACGGAGGUGGACGUCCCCACGCUGAUACACCUCCUGGUGUGCUGCUGCGGCAGCCUGGCCAACGUCUUCCUCCUGGUGAUGUUCUGCACCUGCUUCUACUGGUUCAUAUUCUUCAAGCGCCAGGAGGUGGCUUACAGCCUGCUACCGACGCCCGAGCAGGAACGCUUCGUGCGAGACAUCGUCAUCUCGGCAUUCGUCCUGAAGACAGCGGACGUUAUUUGGCUGCUGUGGCGUCAGGUGACCGUCAGUCUGUUCCUCCUCGACUGGGAGCGGCCCAAGGCUCGCUCGUCGCUGCCCCACCCGCAUCUGCCGGCCGGCGCCGACGGCUCGGGAACGUUUCAGGGUACCGACUCCUCGAUCCUGUCCCAGCCGGUGUUCUGUACUGAGUACGGCGGCACUCAACCGGUACAGGUGAGCAUCUGGCGCACCUACUUCAUUGCCAACGAGUGGAACGAGCUGCAGACCCAGCGGCGCAUAAACCAGACCUGGCAGCUGAUGAUGGUGCUCUUCGCGCUGGAGAUAAUCGGUUUUAUCGAUCUGGGCAGCGCGGAGCCGGACAGCGGGAUGUCGCUGGAGCCGGGCCAGCCGGCGGCGCCGCAGUCGUUCGUCUGCCGCUUCAGCGUCAUCGUGCUGACGUACGGCACGGUGACCGCCCUGCAGUGGAUGUUCAACGGUCUGCUGUACGAGCGGUUCGUGGAGAACAAGAUGCAGCAGUUUGUGGAUCUGUGCUCCAUCUCCAACAUCAGCCUGUUCAUCCUGUACGAGCGCAACUACGGCUACUACAUCCACGGCAGGUCGGUGCACGGUCACGCGGACGCCGACCUGUCGGGCCUGUACGAGCAGCUGCAGCGCGAGCAGGAGGACCUGUGCUCGCGGCGCGGCCUGGUGCCCGGCGCCGACCAGCAGACCUUCCAGCUGAUGCUGCCUAAUACCUUCCGGCUGCACUACGACGACCUGCUGGCGCCCAUGCAGCGGAAGUCGGGCGGCCACCCCGCUCAGCGUCCGUCGGGCGGCGCCGGAGACUCCUCCAGCGGCCCUCCUGCCGAGCAGCACCCCAGCAUCCAGGCAUACAACACCAUCAACAGGUUCCUGGCCGCAUUCAUCGAACACGCUAUCAAGGAACUGGACUACACGGUCAAGGAUAAGAAGUUUAUUGAAUCGAUGAUGGACAUUGAGUUUGCCGACCCGGACGAAAAAGGAGUCUUCUACAACGACGGCCGGCUGACGUUCGAGCGGGCCCUGCUGUACGGCCACGGUUGGGCGCUGGCUGUGUUCGACGUGCUGCUGUUCUGCUUCGUGGACCUGCUGUCCGGCAGCACCCUGCUGGCAGGAAUGGUCGUCUUCGUUACCGGAAAGAUGGUCGACGCCGCACGCUACUAUCUGGGCCGCCGCAACCUGGCCAAGAAGACACUGGUCGACGAGCGCUUCCUCAUAUGAGGGUCGUGGUGCGCGUAGUCUAGCCCGCCAACGCUUCAGCUUCCUAGCAGGCGGUUAGUCGUGAACAGCUAUCUAGGCGGCGGCUAGUUCUGUCCAGCUUCGUAGGAGAAAGGUGCAGCAAGGUAGGCGACUCGGUAGAGUGGUGUAGAAGACAUGCAGCUGAGCAGCGUGGCGUGAAACUGCAGUGCCUUUCCGACCCGUUGCCCCACUGCCACUGACAGUAGCUCAGGAGGGCACGGUCUGUAUCAGCUGGCAGACCGGCUGACCAUAUUCCAUGAUCUCGUACGCGGUAGUGAUGCGUAUUCCGUCCUAGUCAGUUACCUGAAUUUAACUUUGCUCUAGUCAGCGAUGGAUCUUGUCUGUAGUGCGGCCAGGUGUGUCCUCUGGAUGUAGCGCGCCUCUUGCGCAGCGAUUAGUGUGUUUGUAACGUGAAGUUUUAGUUUGUGUGUGCGUGGCGAGGGGCUGGCCACCGGGAACGAGCCCGUCCUUCGUCCGUCACGGGCUUCGCACAUUCGCCCUGAUGAAGUGAGGUGCAAGCCCUCGGAAAUUGUGCCGUCCUCGCGUGUUCUUGUCUGUUCACUCUUGUCACAUGAUUCCAUGUCGCAACUGAUGCCUUCCACGUGUUAUCUAGUCAGUUCAUUGCAUGCCACUAGCACUGGCACUGUACAAAUGGCGAAACCGUCCAAUGGUGCACUUAUAUUUCUCACGUGAGUGAUUUGAGCGUUAAUACACUUGCUCGUUCGUUA
Amphibalanus amphitrite is the source of this 3844-nucleotide messenger RNA. RefSeq names its product meckelin-like. Gene Ontology annotation, biological process: cilium assembly. Bases 72 to 3098 code for a protein of 1008 amino acids. Gene Ontology annotation, cellular component: ciliary transition zone; MKS complex. The transcript is spliced from 22 exons. The record is from RefSeq and is a predicted model, not a curated record. Lineage: Eukaryota; Metazoa; Arthropoda; Thecostraca; Balanomorpha; Balanidae.